Molecule: messenger RNA, 14449 nt
Organism: Caenorhabditis auriculariae
Lineage: Eukaryota; Metazoa; Nematoda; Chromadorea; Rhabditida; Rhabditidae
Source: the annotation of a GenBank genome assembly
AUGGGCGUAUUCGAUGAUCCAAAAAGAAAUGCGAUACGAGAAAAGACCAAAUCUGGAUUCUUCACUGAUUUUUUCUUUCGGAGGUAUCAAUCCUUUGAAAAUAAUUUCUUAAAAAAUAUCCAGCUAAAACCUGCUUAAACCAAACCUGAAUUGAAGAGUUGAAACCUCACUAAAUUUUGAAAAAAAUCAUUUCAGUGAGGUCACCGACUACCGAAACCUGAGAAUCGUGAUAAAUACCAUAUUCGGCAUCUUUUUCUGCACCUCUCUCUACUAUUUCUGCUGGAAAAAGCUCAACUUUGGCGAUUUCGACGCAGCCUACGGGAUUUUGUUGAAAUGGUUCAUGAUUUUCUUGACCUUGUACGCGUUUGCGACGAAUUCUGUGAGUUUUUGAAGAUACUUUUUUUAAAUUCGAAGUGAAAUAUUCAGCUUUUUCGUUGCGCAUUUUUCUGUGUACUGAUUGGCGCUUUUGGGAAACAAGGACAAUGUGAGUUUUUUUCGGAUGUUUCAGUUGUAUGAGCAUGGCUUUAAAGAUUAAAGAGAAAUUCAUUUUUGAAGAUCCCUUCACAAUGUUAAUCGUUGGAAAUUUACAAGAAGGACCGAUUUCCAACGUGGUUCAUAAUUAUGAGCUCACUAGUGAACUUGUCGUUUGUCAUUUGGAGCUUCAGUCGAAGGUACUUUCAUGGGAAAAAGGGUUUUUAUCGUAAAAAAAUUUUUGUCAUUUUCAGUCGAUUCACCUCAAUGGAAUUCCACAAAUUUCACAAUUAUACUCCAUUCACCGCUAGCUUGAUACGAAAAUGAGUACAAAGACCCUCUCCCUUCCACGCUGUUUUAAUAAUCGUCUUUGAAAUCAUAGAUGAAUGAUUUACCCUGCGCCCGACCAAAAACUCCUUGGACUCAAGCGAGAGACAAAAAAAAAAGGGAAGAGCGUUUGAGAACUGACAAGGAGAGUGUGUGAGGCGAACAUUGCAGAUCUAGCUCAAAAUUCUGUGGUAGAUAGUCCGAGGUAUGAUUACUCGAAAAUAAAAAGAAAUAUUUGCUAGGCGCCAUAGGGAACUAAGAAAUAGCCUGUCCAAAACGAACAGAAAAAAGCUUAAUAACUGAUUUUCUUCAAUUAUUUUUGUUUACGAAUACUUAUAACUGGGACUACCUCCCACAGUAGUUUGAUACAUAUCUGCGAUGCUCACCUCCCACACUUCCCUCGUGAGGAAAAGUCGUGACUUGUCGAUUUCGUUUUGAAGCCAUUUUAAAUGCGACAAAGACACUAUUUCACUGUAUAUUUGAAUGAAAAAGUGAAAGUUCAAUCUUAUUUCUCAAUUUUAGAUAAUUUCUAACCGAGUCGCUUUGCUAACGGGUCCAAUGGAAGAACUUGUUGAACGCAUGAUCAGUUCGUUUUUUUUUUCACCUUCAAAAAUAAAUAAAUUACAGCAAAAGGAACCAGAACAAUGCGAAAAAUAGUGAAAGAAGUGCGAGAGCUGUUGUCGCCGUUUCUGUCCGAUUUGACUAUGGAAAACACGAAAGAGGACAAAAAAGCUGUCGAGGAAGCGAUACAAGUUCAAGUAUGCCUGUCAUAAAGUCCCGAAGGUUCACCACAAAAAGCGUAUUAUCAUUGGUCAGAACUACUGUGAAACAUUGAGGAAAAAAAAAACUUCUAGAUAUUUCUUCGUUUUUUUGCUAGCGCUAUGAAAAAAAAUUAAUUCAUUCUAGAACAUCGAGAAAAGAAAAGAAAAAAUAUUGAAACUUUGGCAAAAGGCACUCGACCGACCACUUACAGCAGAUGAUGAAGUUGUUAAGGUUCACUUUUCCUCUUUCAAGUUUCAUAAUAAUUUCAUUAAGGAACUAACAUAUUUGAACGAUUCUUCCCUGGCCAACGUAUCACUGGAACAACCGCCACCUUGGAAAACUUUCAAGACGCAGGUGAUUUUGCUUUCCGAUUUCGCAGGGUCAAAGAACAUUUUUUAAAUAAGAUUAUGAAAAAAUAAGAUUAGAGAGUUUGUGACACCUUUUUAGGAACUCAGAAAGGAGCUCUAGAAUCUUUUUCUGUGAGGUCUUUCCGACUUUGUAAAGGAGAGUUAGGAACCCAUGUGAUAGUUUGGCGAAUUAUUUUAAAUUCCAACUUCUGUUUGGUUUAAAAAAAAAGAGAAUAACAUACUAGAGUUCUUACCGGUCAGUUGGCUAGUUGACAAGUAUAGCUGACUUACGGCUGACUUGAGCCAUGGAAAAAGGAGUCCUGAAAUGAUAAGAAAAAGAGAAAAGGCCUUAUUGGUAAGGCGCAGACAGGCCACGCCCCUUCAUCUCUCAUGUUAGCCGUGAAUCGGGCUAUACAGGUAUGGGAAAACAUAGUGUGAGGACUUUGAUCUCGUUUGUUUCCCUCUCUAAAAAGUGAAUGUUUUAAAAAUCAUAAAUCACUAAAAAAAAAUUUCGAGUCUGUGUGUUUAGAAAUGUUAGGAAAGACAGGUGAUACGCGAUUCUUUAGAUUUCGAAGAUCUGGUCAUGUGUUGUCAAAGGAAAUGUAGAUCUUUGGUUUUUCAUCGGAAUUGUUUAUAGACUCACUCUGGGCAAAACAGUUUCAGUUAACGGUUUCUUUAAGCCAUUUCUUCAAAAUAUCAUAAUGUUUUUUUUUUCAUAAGGCUUGUAAUUGUUUUCUGAUAGCUAUGGGUCUCAAAAAUGCAUUACUCGGAAAGUCUCGAUAAAAAGUCAGAUGUCGAUCGCAUGAAGCAUGUGCACGAAGCCUAAAGCACGUGUCUUCCGGGUUUCUCGAUCUUUGAAAAGAUUUUCGAACAAUUUUUCAUGAAUUGUGAUAGGGAGUCCUAUUAUCGUGACUUUGUUCUUUUAACCUCUCCUAUUCGCAGAAGUUCGACUUAAAAGUAAUUUUUGAUAUUUUCGUUGAACCUAGUUGGCUUCAGUUAGGUUAGUGUUUUCUUAAAUUCUAUUGUAGUGAACCUCGUUUAUUCAGAACUUUGGAAAUAUUUUCUUAGUGGAGAAAUGGGAACAACUUUAGUUAUGCGUUUGAAAGACUCCUCAAAUGAGCUUUUACAUUAAUAACAUUGAAAAAUAGAUUCCGGCAGAAUGAACGAUAAUGUUUCGUCGACAAUAAAAGGACGAGUGUUGAUGAUGAUCCAUGUAAACCGUAAAGAAAUACCGACAAAGUACCCAGAUCUGGAAGAUAUCAGUUUGAUUUUAACUCUAAGGGUCCUUCGUACGUAAGGUUCUUAAGUUGAAUAUGGCUGUGACAUUGAAAGCCAUCAUAGGCAAUAACAACAGUACUCCAGGGAUUAGAAGCUGAAAUUUUUCUGAGACAAAAUAUUGGAAAAAGCAAACCUGGAACAAUAAAGAGAGGAAAAAUUGCAUUUGCUGUUGUUUGGUUCCAUGCGAGACAUGGAAUUGCUCCUGGCGAAGAAAAUAAAAUAUUCUCACGCUGAAUGAAAGAGCGACGAAACACGUAGGAACGGCCACUAGAAGUAAAUAAGGUAGAGAUAUAUAAUCAACAUCGAUUAUAAAUGAAUGAGACGUGAAAAUCUCGUCUGGGAUACAUCCAAGUCCCUGAAAUGAUAUGGUUUGUUCAGAGCUUUGACUGGGUCGCUUUUCUUUACGAAACUUUAUUCAAAUUAUUCUCUUCCCGUUUCGAAGGCUAUAAAAUUGAAUCAUUUUUGAUGAAGUUUGUUCAUAAACUCAAUUUACCUCAACAAUUAUAGACUUAGUUUUUUCCAGGUCUUCUGGCCUUUCAAGAUACAUCAGAAAGAAACAUAUUUCUUGAAAAACCAGCAAGAAAAUGAAUAAAGUGUAUCGUUGUACUUUCCCAAAACGAAACCAAGCAUUGCUUGGCGCUACACAAUAGUGUCGAUGUUCGAAAAGCGCAACGAUUGAGGUUGAAACGCCUGGAAAUGCAUGAGUUUGAAGGAAACCUCACAGCUUUUUGUACAAACAUGGGAAAAGGAUUAGGGAGCCUGCAAAUUGUAUCUCUGCCGGUACGCCAUGGCUCGAAGCAGACCAUAAGUAUAGCCGGCGAAAAAAGGACUAUACAAAAUAGGGGUGAGUAAAAUAGUGACGAUCGCGUCGAAAAUAAAGGUCCUGAGAAACUUAUCUUGUCAAAGGAAAUCAAAAACUGAAACGACCAAAUCUGAAAGUUGAUUAAAAGUAAUCUAUAUUGACGUAACAUUUGUGAUGGCGACUUGUAGACUAUGCAAUAAACGGCAAGAAUGUUCAACAGCAAAGUGAAAAAGAAAGUCAUAGUUCCUGUUGUUCGAAGGACAUCGCCGUUGAAAAUUGGAUGAUGCUCACAAGUAGGGAAGUUCAUUGGGUAUGAAAGUAUCGCGGCGAUUAAGCGUCGAAUAGGAAGUGAGACUGCGAGAAGCAGGUGAACUUGAGAUGAAUUUUCCAGCUUGAUUUAGUUGGAAUUUCAAAAAGGGACAUGUGAGAAAGAGAGGUUUCCUUUUUCCACUUGAUGAUUAUGAUGAGGAAUGAUCUCUCAUCUAUUUUCGAUCCGAAUUACAUUUUCUUUAUUUCCUUCUGGUCUUUGUUUCAAAAUCGGGCGAUUCUCUCUUUUUCAUCAUUUUAAAUCCCAGAAAAGAAGUCAAAAACUAUUUAUUGGUAUUAAUGCUUGUAACUCUUGUCUCCCGACGUCUUCUUGCUUUAAAUAAGUUACAGAAGAGGCCUUUGCAGAAUAGGCGAUAAUGUUUUGUUGAUAAUAGUAAGACUAAUGUGGAUAAUAACCCGUGGAUGCCAGCCAAGAAUACGACUAUAACUCCAAGAUCUACAAAUCCUUCAGUUUGACAAAAAAGAAAGGUCAUUUUUUUGGAUUACGCAGUGAGUUGAGUUCGAGGAAGCUUGUGAAGUUGACGGCUACAACCGGAAGUAUAAUGAGUGCUGCUGGUAUGAGGAGCUGAAGUUUUUCCGUCAAAGAAUAACGUGGAAAAAAUCCUGCCUGACAACAUAGAGAUAGAAAAAAUCGCUUUUGUUGUUUUUGAGUUUUUGUCGAGACAUAAGUUUGGGUGUUCAGAAGAAAAUAACAAAUCCUAGCGCUUGAAAUUGUCACAAAUAAGAUGGCGGGAAUUACUGCAAUGCUGAAGGUGUACAACCCGGUAUAUUCAAGGUCCAGGAUAGUAGAGUGAGGCGUGAAAAUGCCGGCUGGAACACAUCCAAGUCUCUGAAAUGUUGAAAAGAUUUAUGACUUUUGCAUGAAUUGACCUCAACGGUUAUUAGUUUAGCUUUUUCUUGGUCUUCCGGCAUACUGAUGAAGAAGAUAAAGGACAGGAUUUCUUGAAAAAUUAGUAGCGAAGUGAGGAAUAUAUAACUUUGGCCUCUGUUAAAACGAAAGGUAGCGUCUUUAGGAAUCACACAAUAGUGUCGGUGCUCGAAAAGAGCAACAACCGAAGUUAAAACACCUGGAAGUUGGAAGAUAGUAACUUAAUGAAUAAUUCAUUCACAUGGAGCAACCGCAUAACUGACUGCAAUUUGUACUUUAUUAGGGACCCCGAUAACUCUCAAUAAUCCAUAGACACAGCCGCCACAUACUGGACUAUAAACUACAGGCGAUUCCAAAACAGUAAAAAGCAUGUCGAAAAUAAAAGUCCUUAAUGUUCAUCUUUCAACUUGAGAUUUUCCAGAAAACAAGUUCUUUACCAUAUUUGACAGUUGAAUAGAAGUAAUUUAUACCGGCGUAGCAUUUUUGACGAAGAUUUGUAGAAAAUGCAAUAGACGGCUAAUAUAUUCAGCAAUAAAUUAAUAAUAAAACUUAUGAUCCCAGAAUAUCGGAGGACAUCUUCGUUGAAAAUCGGAUGGCGCUCGCAAUUUGAGUAGUUCAUUGAAAGAAUAAAUUUUGAUGGAAAAUAAACGCUGAAUAAGAAGUAAAGCUGUGAAUUAAUUAUGAAAAUGUGUGAGAAAAGGAAAAAAAAAAGGCAGGUGCUAUUAUUACAAAUUAGAUUUCAAGUUUCAGCUUUUUUUUUAUUGUCUAGCUAGUCGUGACAAAGCCUGUCUUUUUCUCAGAAAAACGAUAAAAGGGUUUGGGCCACGCGCAAGUUAGUAGAAAAUCGGUGGUAUGAAAAAAAGAGCAGCGAAAAUUCAAACGGCGACUUUUCCGAUUUUUCAUAUCGCUAAAGAACUUUCCGACGGCCACCUUUCCGACGAAACAAUUUCCGACUUUUUUUCCCAUAUAUUUUUCGGUUUAUAAAACAUCUAUUGACAUUUUUUUCCUAUUUCUUUGUGUUUUAAACAUGAACCAACUACCUACUUCAUAUAGGAAGAUUUAAAACGAAGGUUUUAUCGAGAAAAAAGUCGGAAAAAGAUUCAUCGGAAAGGUGGCCGUCGGAAAGUUCCCUAGCGAUUUGAAAAAAUCGGAAAAGUCGCCGUUUGAAUUUUCGCUGGUGUUCUUUUCAUACCACCAGAAAAUCAGUGAUACAUCUAUAUAUUUUAGCUGCGAAAUUUAAAUACAAGCAUAGUAACCUUGUACACAGCUUUAAUGAACACAGUGUGACGAGAGCAUUGCAAUCUCAUGCAAAUGAUUUAUAUUUAUUUUUCACAGCCUAAUUUUUAAUAAUAACAUUGAUAGAUUUGACCUUUCUGUCUUUUUUUCCUAUAUUUGCCUUAAUCAUGUUUCUCAGCUUCGAUUUUACUGCUUUAUAAUUGCCAGCUGAAGAAAUUCGUUUCACAUCAAGCUUGGUGUUGUGUUAUUGAUAAUUUUCAAUCAUUAUUUAGAUAUUUGAAGGCUUGUAAUUCUUGUUUCCCGGCGCUUCUCCUUUCUGAAGAGGUUGCAUAAAAGGCUCUCGCAAAAUAAACGAUAAUGUUUCGUUGAUAAAAGUAGAACCACAGUUGAGGAUAGCCCAUGGAGACCAGCUAGGAAUAUGACCACGAUCCCAAGAUCUGAAAGUAGUUCAUUUUCCAAAUAACUUCGAAGUUUUGAAUCACGCAGUGAGUGCAGUUUGAGAAAGCUUGUGAAAUUGACGGCAAUGACUGGAGCUAUGAUGAUAACUGCUGGUAAAAGAAGCUGUAAAUGUACUUUUUCAGAAUUUCAGAAUUUUUACAUUCCAAAAAAACCAAACCUGGCAACAUAAAGAGUCGAAGAAUCGUUUUUGCUGUAGCCGCGUUUUUUCCGAUGUGUGUGAACGGGAUUUUUUGAGAAAAUAUAUAAUCCUUAAACUAAAGAAUAGGGCGAAGAAAACGACAGGAAUGCCCGCGGAUAUGAAAAUGUAGAGACCCACGAAAUCGAGGUCGAUAAUAAUGGAGUCGGGUGUGAAAAUGUUGUCUGGGAUACAGCCAAGUUUCUGAAAAAUAAUGCUGAAAAAAAUCACGAGUCCUUUCGGGAAAAUACCGCGACAGCUCUGAUUUUUGGCCUUCUCUUGGUCUUCUGGCAUUUUCAGAAACAGGAUCAAAGAUAGAAGUUCUUGAUAAAUUAGGAGGAAUAUAAGAAAGAUGCAUCUCUUCAACUUUCCGAAUCGAAAAGAUGCAUUAGUUGGCGUCACACAGUAGUGACGGUGUUCGAAAAGGGCUAUUACUGAGGUUAUCAUGCCUGGAAAUGUUUUAACUGAUGGAGCUAAAAAAACUCAAAAAGUAUUUUAAAGUCUUCUCAAAAUUUGAAAGGCAGUAAAAAGUAGCUUGAAGAAAGCUUACAUGGAGCAACGAAGCAAUCAAAUCCAACUUGUACUUUUGUUGGCACGCCAAAUAUUUGGAACAGCCCGGAGAAAUAGCCUCCAAAUACCGGACUAUAAAUGAUUGGAGAUCCCAAAACUGUCAUCAUCAAGUCUACGACGAAUGUCCUAAAAGUUUCAUUGGCUUAAGAAACUCAAAAAAGUUGUUCAGAAACCAUAAUUGGCAGUUAAUAAGCAGGAAUCUGUACUGGUGUAACAUUUGUGGCGGAGAUUUGCGGAAGAUACAGUAAACGGCUAGAAUAUUCAAUAGUGAAGUGAAACUGAAGGUAACGGCUCCAGAUAUCCGCAGAAAGUUUUCGUUGAGAAUCGGAUGCUGCUCACAAGUUGGAUAGUCCAUGAAUGGAUAUAACCUUGUAAUAAAUGUGCUCAGAAGAUCAGAAAGUAUUGGAGUUCUCCAGGUUUCGGAAAGUUUGGAAAAAGGUCUCCUCGUAUAAAUAACUCUGAAAUGUCUGCUUACAAAGAUCAGGUGUUAUUUCCGUUUUUUUAGUUUAUGAAGGUAACGCAUUUUUGCUCAAAGAAAGAAGUUGAAAAGUGAAAAUAUCAUGGCAAUUUUUGGUUUGUGGGCGUCGACUUUUAUGCUUUUCGCUAGAAAUUUGGCCUUGAGACAAGUUUAAUUGAAGCCUUUGCUCCCUAUGUUUAUAAGGAGCACCGUAAUUUCGAUAAGAACGCGAAAAAAUUUUUCUUUCGAAAUUUCCUCGUUCUUGUCAUCUCUCAAUAAAAACAGUCAUCAGGAAGAAAAGUUAAUUCCCAACAAAUUUAUCAAAAAAAAAUUAUUUAUUUAUUUGAUUGUAAGCUUUUAACGCUUGUUUCCCGAGGUCUUUGUACUCUCACGGCGUUUUCGAAAUAGGCUCUUGCAAAAAUUCACGAUACGGUUUUGUUGAUAACAAAAGAACAAUUGUAGAUAAAAGCCCGUGAAGACCAGCAAGGAAUAUGACUACGAUCCCGAGAUCUAAAAUUUUUGAAAAUUAACUUUAACCAAGAACAAAAUAUUACGCAGUGAAGUUAGUUGGAGGAAUCUUGAGAAGUUGACAGCUACGAUUGAGGGUAAGAUGAGUGCGGCCGGUAUGAAAAGCUGAAAUUUUUCUCAUCGAAGAAAAAGAAACUGGAAAAAGGUCACCUGACAACAUAAAGUCAGGAAGAAUCGUUUUUGCUGUUGUCGUGUAUUUUCCGAAGUAUGGUAAUGGGUUCUGAGAAGGAAGUAGACUAUUCUCAAACUGAAAAAUAGUCCUAAGAAGCAGACCGGAACACCCGCUGCUAUAAAAAUGUAGAGACCCACUAAAUCAAGGUCUAUAAUGAUAGAGUCAGGUGUGAAAAUGUUGUCUGGAGUACAGCCAAGUCUCUGAAAUCAUCGGAACUUUUUAUAAGAUUUUUCGAAUACCUCGACAGCUAUCCUCUUAGCUUUUUCUUGAUCUUCCGGCAUUUUUGAGAAUAAAAUGAAGGAGAGAACUUCUUGAUAAACUAGAAGCAAAAGAAGGAGUGUGAAUCUUUUGUAAUUGGUCAAGCGGAUAGAUGCAUAACUUGGCGUCACACAGUAGUGACGGUGCUCAAAAAGGGCUAUUACUGAAGUUACCAUGCCUGAAAACGCUUCUUAUUUUAUCGGAAAACCCGAAAAAAGGUUCCUACAUGGAGCCACGAUGCAAUCUAAGCCAACUUGAAAUUUCGUAGGUACGCCAAAAAAUUGAAAUAACCCAGAGAAAUAGCCGCCAAAUACUGGACUGUAAAUAAUAGGAGACCCCAAAACUGUCAUCAUCAAGUCUAUAACAAAAGUCCUGAAAUUUUCAUCGAUGAAAUAGCUUGUAGAGCGUUUGAGUAACCAUAGUUGACAGUUUAUCAGAAGGAAUCUGUACUGACGAAGCAUGUGAGCUGGAGACUUGUAGAAUAUGCAGUAGAUGGCCAGAAUAUUUAUUGAAAAUGUCAAGCUGAAUGUAGUAGCUCCAGAUAUUCGAAGAAAUUUCUCAUUGAAAAUUAAAUGACGUUCGCAGAGUGGAUAUUCCAUAAAGCGAUGCAAAAUUCUCCAAAAAAGUUGGAAGAAGCUGAAAAAAUCAGAAAUGAAUGAAAAACUAAAUGCAGAGAAUGGUAAGGUUCUAUUUUGACUUACGAAAACUUCAAAAAGUAGGAAAACUUUGCUCGAAAUAACAAAGUGAAUGCAAAAACGUCUGCAGACAAAGUUCAAGUGUUAUUUCAAGUUUUCAAAUUUCUAAAUUUAACAAAUUUUUGCUCAAGAAGCGGAAAUAUCAAAGCGACUUUUGGUUUGGGGGCGUCGCUUUUUUUUGUGAUUUUAGCUCUAAUUUCUGCAUUGAGACAAGUUUAAUUGAAGCCUGCGUUUCGCACUCAAAAAUAGCCAUGUAAUUACGAAAAGAAACACAAGGACUUUUUUCGAAAAUCCUUUUGAGAUUUCAGAAGGAAUUCGAGAAUUUUUAGCUGAUCAAAACAAUUUUUUUUUCAAAUCCAUGGAAUUUUCAAGAAACUUCUCUUGAGAGCAUUUCCUAGCUUCUCGCCCAAGGCUCUCGAUUUCAAAAACUACUGAGCCACUCAGCUAUUUUUCAAUGUUUUCAUGACUAUUUUUCGAUGAAAUAAUCUAUAUACCUCCUAAGUUUUAAAUUUUCAGUUCGCCCAGAAGUUUGCCGCACGGAUGACCAGCAGAUGUGAUGACAUUUUCAACAAAGGGAUUGAUAAAUGUCGAGAUUUAGCGACUCAAUUAGUUGUCAGUUUAUUGAAUUUUUGGUUUUGGAAUGGUUCUUUGGGACGCGCACGACUCACAACAACUUUUAAAAAAAAAUCAGAAGUCGGUGGAGGGUUUAUUUCAACCGUGAAACGACCGCGACGCUUCUCUGCCAGAAUAGCGCACGGUGCGGUCUAGCCUUUAGCACUUCGGUGCGUAACUUGUGCCUGCACCGUGCAAUAUCGGUGAUUUUUUGGUGCCGCACUGGUGCCUCAUGCUGAAAGCACUGCUUUGACACCUAUGCACCCGUGUGGCACCAAAAAAUCACCGAUGUUGCACGCUGCAGGCCCAAGUUACGCACCCAAGUGCAUGAGGCUAGACGGCACCGUGCGCCAUUCUGGCAGAGUUAGAGCCAUUCUAAAUGCGGUCAUAACCAUUUGAAAUUGACCAUCUAUGUUGAAGGUUAUCUUUUUCAGAAUGCGUGCAAGGAGGCGAUUUUUUGGCCUUUGGAGAUGUUUAUCUGUCCCCAACUCAACAUUGAAAGCAUCUGCAAUGUAAUUUUUAGUUAUUUAACCGGUGACUGAAGAGCGAAACAGUGUCAGAAAAGAAGAGAUUUAGACAUCUCUGGAAGAUUUUUUGUUCUAGGCUAGCUGCUGGAGGUGGAUGUAGGACAAUCCUUUUCUAAUUCGUUUUCGAUUUUCAAAAAAGUUGAAUUCAGAACCUACAAAGAAGGGUUCAAGCCCAAGAACUGUGUCGAACCCAGUUGGAGAAGGCCAAAAUGGACCCAUCGAUGGAAGGCGACCUUCUUGAUGUGAUGAACAUGACGGAGGAGCUUGAGGAAAAUUCCAAGAUCAAUGUAAAAGCGUACAAAAAGAAUAGUAAACCAUCUAAUUUUCAGCUUCACACAGCCCUUGUUGAGUCACCCAGGUUGGAAGUUGAAUAUCAACUCUCAGAUCUGAAAGUCAAGGUCAAGACGGCGAGCAACUAUGUAAAGGUAGGCUUGGAGUUUCUGUAGAAAUAAAAAAAUGGGUAUUUUUUUACAGGGCCUCAUUUCCAUCACUCGCCAAGCGAUUCAAGCCUUUUUUGUCUAUUUUGUUUAUUGCAUUUUCCGCGACGCGGUUGGAAUGAUCCGAAGAUAUAAUGAGGAUGUGGACUUUAAUAAUUGUUUUGUGAACUCGUGAGUGAAUAAUGAGAAUAAGAAUCAAAAUUUAUUGCUCAGUGAUUUUUGGAAAAUUGAUCAGUACCGAAGCCAAAAGGGUCAAGCUCAUUUGACGCAUUUCUCGAAAAGUGAAGUUCGAGAGUGGCAUGUUCUCAAUUUUUUCAGGUCUGUUAUAAAUGAAUCGCGGAAGAACAGUCCAUAAAGUUUAUUCUAGGUGUUCACCCUUUUUUUGAAACUUUUUAAAAAAAGGAAAUACUCUUUUCUGAUUUUCGUCAGAGGCCGAUAAUUCAAUUUUAUUUGCUUUCAACUUAUUUAAAAGUUUAUGCAUAGGGUCUCAGUUCGGGAAACGAAAAAAAUUUACACUUUUGUGAAAUUUCAUUUUUUUGCUUGUUUUCCAAAAAAAUUAAUAUCUAUUGCUACUCGAUGUUUUGAAAACCCGAAUAAUAAAAUGUGGACAUUGUCAUUAUUAUUUUUCGUAGCUUCCCGACGAAAACGGAACGUCGAGCGGCUCUGAGGCCAUUCAUCAGAUGGUUCGUGCUCAUGUUCACCGUUGUGAUGUUGGUCCUCGUCGAUUUCUACUUCUACAGUUUCCUUUUCUCCGUUGUCGAUGGAGCGAAACAGUCUGUCAAUCAGACCGGUCAAUCUUCGGCAAAUAUUGAGGUUUUUUUUGAAACAUUUUGGCCAGCUUUACUGUAUUUCAAUGACAUUUCAAUUGUGAUUUUCUUGUUUUUCAGGGCAUUAGUUUUUCGAUUUUUUUUUUGAUUUCAAUGUAGAGUAACAGGUAUCCAAGACCGUUAUAUGAGGGCUUUAUGAUCAUUUUUUAGGUUAUUUUCUUUCAGAUCACCGGAAAUGGAACGGUGGCUGAUUUUCUCAAAACCAUGGUUAAUUCGAACCAGAGCGUUGAACUUGAUAAGGUUAAAAUUUCUGAAACUUUGAAAUGAAAUGACUUUUUUUUUUUUGAAAUUUAAGGGGUUUUUUCAGAGCAUUAUGUAAGUAGGAUCUUUUUAAAUCUCUUGUAACUAUAAACUUCGAGCAAAAAUUAUGGCGCCUAUUUUGUCAGCUUAUAAAAUUGAAGAUUUUUGCCGAGUUUUUUUCAUUCUUCUUUUUGAGUUAUGACGGUAGUUUUUUAAAGUUCAAAAUUUUAAGGAAUAUAGUCAAUGUUUCCCGACUUGAAAGGCGAGAAAGGCGGGGCAAGGGGCGGGACGCGUAGCGUGUGCGUUCGCGGUCCUUGCCACGUGUUCAAUUCAACCGCCAUCUACUCUUUGAAAAGCCCGUUUUUUUCGCUUUUUUUUCAUUCUUUUUUUCAAUUAUUUAUUGAUUAUGUUCAUGUGUGCAUCAAGAAAUUGUAGAAAAAAUUGAAAAAGAGCGGUUGCCGAGCUUUUUAAAUAGUCGGCGACAAUUGAAUUGAACUCGUGCCAAGAACCGCGAACGCACACGCUACGCGUCAUGCCCCUUGCCCCGCCUCCUUCUCCUUUCAAGUCGGGAAACAUUGACUAUAUCGUAUUUCAUACAAAAUUUUCAUCUUUUUCCAGACAAUAUCUAACGAACACUGCCUUAUCUACCCCAGGCCGCCAAAUCGGGACAUUUUAAUCUGGUGGCUUUUCGUUCCUCUUAUCUUGUCCUUUUUAUUCCAGGUUAAAACGUGAUUUUUGAUCGAAUUCUUCUCCUUUUCCAGGUCCUGUUUUCAUUCGCGAUGCGUAGAAUCGUAAUCAAUUACUUUAUGCCUUUCAUGUACCCUAGACGGUCUCGUGUUAGGCUUAUCUAUCUUUUUAACAAGGUUCUUUUUUUGAAAAUUCUCUUUAUUUAAAAAAAGGUUUCAGCUUCUGGUGAAUCGAGAGAAGCACAGAAGUCAAGCUCGUGCUAGGAUAAGGUUUAUAGUUGAACGAUGGAAUGUUCAAACGGAAGAGGCUGCUGGGUGAGUUUGUAAAAGGGUCGCAUUUGGAAUGGCUCGAGGCGUCGCGGAUGCGUUGCGCUAUGAACGAUUCAGCAUCUUUAUUCAAUGCUUCUCGAUGCAUCAUCGUGAAAGUCGUUUUAAGUCAGCAACCUCUUUUAAGAGUACUUAAAAGCCAUUUCAAAUUUGAUCGCUUUUUGCUACUGACUGUAUCUUCGAUAUGUUGAAAUUUCAGCGCUGAUUGGCUUGCACCUGACUCCUUUCUGAAAUUUUAUAUCAUCGAUAAGCUCUUCAGAACUUCCAAGUGUCUACUAUGCAACGUGAGUUGAAGUUUCUUCUCUUUCACAAAUAAAAUCAGGAUUUCAGGAACGAAUGAGGCCACACCGAUUGUUAUACUGUUCACAGGACAAAUGCCAGGCCAGCUUUUGUCAAACUUGUGUCGAUGAUAAUCAUGGGAUGUGCUAUGCUUGUCUUGUGAGUCGAACGAAUUUUCAGAAAGUUGAAAUAGAUCAUUUAAAGGAUAGUUGGGUAGAAAGUGGACUAGUAAAGAACUCAAUAAGUCCGGGAAAAUGUGUUUAUUUACAAAAAUGGCGAAAGUUAAGGUGUAAAAAAAGUUUAGCUUCAGGAAGAGAGCGAUGACAAGAUGAAAAUCACUUUCUGAACUUCGAUCUCCUGAAAAAAUGUAGAUGCGAAACUUUGAAAGUUCCCGAAAAUUUUUUAGAUUUUUUUGACCCCUCAAGUUUAUCGACAGAUCGGAGAAGCUUCCAAAAGCUAUGCAUAUAUAUAUGUCUUCUAAACUUAGAAGCCUACUAACGAAUAAAAAAGCUAUUCCAAAGACUUACAAAUUUUCUAUAAAAAAAGAUUAAUUUUUUAGGUUACAGCCAAAGAGGUCAACUCACAACGAAGCCAAUUGCUUGUGAGUAAUUUCCGAUCUCCUUUUUUUUUCCAAUUUCUAAUUAAUUUAGCCGAUUGGCAGACCUUCAAACCCGGAAAACAAGCACAAAUUUCUGACACACGCCGAAAAUAUACGCAAAAAAGUGAUGACAGCGCCGAAAGUUGAGAAAAACACUGCCCCUGGACUACCCAAACAAGAAUAA